CAUUCUGUGAAGAGGGGUGUAGAUACGGUGGAACUUGUGUAGCCCCUAACAAAUGUGUCUGCCCUUCUGGAUUCACAGGAAGUCAUUGUGAGAAAGAUAUUGAUGAGUGUGCAGAGGGGAUCAUUGAGUGUCACAACCAUUCACGCUGUGUUAACCUCCCAGGGUGGUACCACUGUGAGUGCAGAAGCGGUUUCCAUGACAAUGGAAGCUAUUCUCUUUCCGGGGAGUCCUGUGUUGAUAUCGAUGAGUGUGCCUUAAAGACCCACACCUGUUGGAACGAUUCAGCCUGUGUGAACCUGGCAGGAGGGUUUGAUUGCCUUUGUCCGUCCGGACCAUCUUGCACUGGAGACUGUCCCCAUGAAGGCGGCUUCAAGCGGAACGGGCAGGUGUGGACCCUGAAGGAGGACAGAUGCUCCGUUUGUUCCUGCAAGGACGGGAGGAUUUUCUGCCGGAGGACAGCCUGCGACUGCGGGAACCCCAGCGCUGAUCUCUUCUGCUGCCCGGAGUGCGACACCCGUGUCACCAGCCAGUGCCUCGACCAAACUGGGCACAAGCUCUACCACAGUGGGGACAACUGGACCUACAGCUGUCAGCAGUGCCGUUGCCUGGAAGGAGAGGUGGAUUGUUGGCCCCUUCUGUGCCCAAAUCUAAACUGCGAGUACACGGCCAUCUCUGAAGGAGAGUGCUGUCCCCACUGUGUCAGUGACCCCUGUCUGGCUGACAACAUCACCUACGACAUCAGGAAAACCUGUCUAGAUGGUUAUGGAAUUACAAGACUUAGCGGCGCUGUAUGGACAAUGGUGGGAUCUCCUUGUACAACCUGCAAAUGCAAGAAUGGGAACGUCUGCUGCUCGGUGGAUUUAGAGUGUCUCAACAAUAACUGACGUAGUCAGACUGGACUGUGCCGGGGGAGGAAAACUGAUGAAGUUAACACCUGAAAUGAAGUCGUAUGCGUUGGCAUUUUAUACAACAGACAAUUACCAAAGUCUCCGCACGAGGAAGAUGUUUGGGAGUUGCCUUUGGGACCUAUCACUAUGCUCAUCCUUGCUAGCCUUGUCUGGGUGACUUACAGUACAGCGCAUAUAAAGUCAAUGGUUGUUAAAAGUUUUCAGUGUUGUAAAUUACACACUUUUCCUGUCAAGACAUUUGCAAAUAUGUUUAAAUUAUUUCAUGGGUAAACUAAUGCUGUAUUUUUGUUUUAAUUUGUGUAUUGACCACAUGAUAGAAUUCAGCUCUUCUUCCUUUGGAUCUAGAUUUUACAAAUAAGACAGCCUGUUGUGAUUUUGUCCCAUGAUAUCACAUACUUAGUUCCAAGGUCCCUGUCAGAUGUAUUUAUGAAAAUAUGUAUGUAUGUACAGUCAAAUUGCAUAGUACUUAUAUUUCACAGC
Molecule: messenger RNA, 1388 nt
Organism: Balearica regulorum gibbericeps (East African grey crowned-crane)
Lineage: Eukaryota; Metazoa; Chordata; Aves; Gruiformes; Gruidae
Source: RefSeq, a predicted model, not a curated record